Messenger RNA from Brassica napus (rape), 3451 nucleotides. RefSeq names its product beta-glucosidase 45-like. The coding region runs from base 268 to 1818 and encodes 516 amino acids. Gene Ontology annotation, biological process: carbohydrate metabolic process. Gene Ontology annotation, molecular function: beta-glucosidase activity. The record is from RefSeq and is a predicted model, not a curated record. NCBI's taxonomy places the organism in Eukaryota, Viridiplantae, Streptophyta, Magnoliopsida, Brassicales, Brassicaceae. The transcript is spliced from 12 exons.
UCAAAGAGUAUAUUUAAUUGAGUGGUUGAUCAAUUCCUAAGGUCUCAGUAGUUGAUUAUUUCUCUUCGAGGUGAGAGUUAUUUCUUUAUUGUUAAAUCAUUAAUUCCCAAUAUAAGAAAUAAAACUAGCCUAUAAAUUAACACACAAUUCCAAAUGGAUAAUUUUAAUUUUAAUUAAUAUCUUAUUAAUAAAAAUAUAGUACAUAUACACAAAAUACAGCCACCAAAGCUGAUAAGACAAAAACACAAACCCGGGAAACCAGACAAAAUGAACAAUCUACCCAUUUUCGUAUUUAUCAUCAUAUUACAAAGCUUAAUCUUGUCUAGUUCUUGUCUCUAUCAAAAUUCUUCACACAAUAUAUUACAAGACUCAUCUCCAUUUCCUUCUGAUUUCCUUUUUGGCACUGCGUCUUCUGCUUACCAGUAUGAAGGCGCGUUCUUGACCGAGGGGAAAGGAUUGAACAACUGGGAUAUAUUUACACAUGAAAACCCUGGAAAAAUACGUGAUGAGAACAAUGGAGACAUGGCUGUGGAUCAAUAUCAUCGAUUUAAGGAGGACAUCCAGUUAAUGACUUCCCUUGGGGUCAACGGUUACAGAUUUUCAAUUUCAUGGUCUAGAGUCUUACCACGAGGAAGAUUUGGAGGCAUUAAUUAUUCGGGAAUAAAGUAUUACAACAGAUUAAUCGAUGCUCUCAUUAGUAGAGGGAUUAAGCCAUUUGUGACACUGAACCAUUUGGACUACCCUCAAGAACUUGAGAACCGGUUUCAAAGUUGGUUAAGCCCGGAGAUGCAGAAUGAUUUUGGGUACUUGGCUGAUAUAUGUUUUAAACAUUUUGGUGACCGAGUUAAACAUUGGACAACAUUAAACGAACCAAACCAACAAAUAAUCCUCACCCAUCUAAAAGGCACCUUUCCACCAUCCCGCUGCUCCUUACCGUAUGGAAACUGUAGUCAGGGGAACUCGGAAAGGGAACCAUUCAUAGCUGCACAUAACACGAUCCUCGCACACGCAAAGGCGGUUCACAUUUAUCGGAGUAAAUAUCAGGUAAAACAAAGGGGGAUCAUUGGCAUUGUGGUGCAAACAUCAUGGUUUGAACCCAUUAGCGAUUCCAUCGCAGAUAGAGAAGCUGCAGAGAGAGCUCAAUCUUUUUAUUCCAAUUGGAUUUUAGAUCCAAUUAUAUAUGGGAAAUAUCCAAAAGAAAUGGUGAAUGUACUUGGAUCGGCCUUGCCACGGUUUUCUAGGAAGGAAAUGGAGAACCUAAAACAGUUAAGAUUAGAUUUUAUUGGCAUUAAUCACUAUACAAGUUACUUCAUUCAAGAUUGCUUGUUCUCAACUUGUAAUGCUGGAGAUGGAGCUUCUAAAGCACAAGGAUUUGCACUGAAGUUAGACCGAAAAGGCAAUGUUUCCAUCGGAGAACUUACGGAUGUAAACUGGCAGCACAUUCAUCCUGAAGGGUUCCGAAAGACAUUGAACUACCUAAAAAAUAGGUACCACAACAUACCGAUGUUCAUAACCGAAAAUGGUUUUGGAGACCUGCAAAAACCCGAGACAACACUAACAGAACUUCUAAAUGACACAAAAAGGAUACAAUACAUGAGUGGAUACUUGGAUGCGUUGCAGUCAGCAAUGAGAGAUGGAGCAAAUGUGAAGGGCUAUUUCGCAUGGUCACUAUUAGAUAACUUUGAGUGGUUGUAUGGAUACAAGCUUAGAUUUGGGCUAUUCCACGUGGAUUAUACAAGUCUCAAAAGAACACCGAAACUUUCAGCUUCAUGGUAUAAAAACUAUAUUGGAGAGCAUAUUAGAAGAAAAUAUUAUUAGACAUAAAUGUCUGGUAUUUUUAGCUUAUGUACAGCAAGAAGCUCAAUGCCAUAUUGUGUCACAGCUGCUGUUUCUUUCUCACCGACUAAUAUUUUUCAUGUACUAUAUCUCAUAAAUCUCCAAAUUACAGUAAUAAUUGGGAGGAAAAACUGACAAGAAAUGCUCAUCAUUAUUAUUUUUUUCUUUUUAUAAUGAUGAUAAACAGGGCCGGCUCAAAAAUUGCUUGGGUCCUGUGCAAUAUAUAAAACAUAAACAAAAUGUGGUGUAUUAAUUAUGUUUGUGAAAUUUUGGGUCCUAUUUUACAAAUUUGGACUCUAAAAUGCAAAGAAAAAUAUAAUUAAUAGGACCGGAUCCGCAGACCUUUAAAUGGAGUUUUGGGCCACUGACAAAAAAAGGCUUAAAGUUAUGUCCACAUGUGCAUCGUGGAACUUUGCGAGUCUGUGACAAUUCCACACGUGAAUCUUCAACAAUUGUGUCAUUUCUCUCCUUUCUCAACUAUCACAACUACAAAAUCUUCUACAGACAAAAAAAAAUAGAAAGGAAACUAUCAAAUGUCUGGUGGAGUAGCAACAACAUUCUCAAUUUGCCACUUGAUAAAAGUCGCUUAAUAAUUGGUUUAGUAAUCUAGAAGAAUCGUAUAAUUUGAGAAGGAAACGGACUACUAGCACAAUUCACCGCUCUAAAUAUCAUCCAUUCAUCUCAAUCUCUAGUGGAGCAGUAAUGGAUUUUGUUAGUUGAUAAUAUCUAUAUAUAUAGAGGGGAGUUUUCUCUCACCUCCUUGCGCCAAGUCAUCAUGGAGAUAGGGGCUUUUGUCGACACGUGUCAGCACCUGGGUCGUUUUGCGUUUAUUUUUUUUUGUUUUGUUUCUUGUGCUGUCUAAAACGGGGACUGAAUUGGGCUUUGGCGCAUGAAACCCAAUGUAGAGCCCAGUCUUCUUCACAUCUCGACCCACAAGCGCAUUAGGGUUUACUCCCAUUUUCUUCUUGCGGCACGAACUCACCAACGAAACCACUGUUCUGAUAACUUUAUCGUCAAAAGAUAUCAUCAUUUUGAUCUCAAUGAUUCCAUUAGAACUUCAUAUCGUGUCAUCGGUGGAUUAUUCAAAUCCAAAAGAUUCCAUUUUUUUCUCAUUUUGGUAUAUGAUUUUUACAAAGCAAACGAAAGAGAAAAAUUAAGUUUUAAUAUAUUUUUAUAACUUCUCUCUGUUCAUUCACAUUCCAGAAUGCGAAGAUGACGACUACCACGAAGAAAGACAGCAAAACAGAGCAAAACCAAGCCGCAACGGCGGCUCUUCCACUACUCCAAGUCGCUGCCACAACCGCCGCAGUAACUAGAACUACCAACACACUCUAACGCCUCUCCACCACAACGGAAAUAGAAAACAACAUGACUCCGACGACGAAUACGGAGGAGCAGUCUCCUGCAACAAGUGUCGUCCUCACCACUCUCACCGCGACAAUUCUCCAUCGUGCCUCUAGAAAGCCACAACAACAACCCUUCCUUCAUCUCAAGCCCCAACCUCAAAAUCAAAUCCAUCUUCCAAUCGGAGAAGCCCCAAACCCUCUUCCGCCGCUUCCCUUCCGCCGCGGUCUUCCUCCUCCUCCGCCUCCGUCGCAGACGCUUCCAGAGAAGA